CAAAUCAAAAUGGCCGCGUCCUUCAUGGUUCUCGUGGGUUCUGAUUGGGAUGACAUCUGAUGAAAAUGCAAAGAAACCACAUCUAUUACCAAGAACAGUUGGAUUGCAUUUGAACUAUUUUAUUAAGAAUUGUUGCGUUUCUUAUCUUCUUACGUUUUUAUAGACGGUUUGUCGCAGGCAUGAGAGGGUAUAACGCUUUGGUAAGAAGUUCCAGGACAUCUUUCCUAUCAGACCUUCAGUCGUUCCCUUUUUGUUGCCGAACUUUGUCAAAAACUGUGCGAUGCUCAUCACAGAAUGAACCCCCACCUCCGACAGGUGCUUAUGCACAGCAGCUGUUGGAGAGUGAAGCUGCGGAGGCAAUUCCUCAGCCGAGGAGGAAACCCCACGAAUGCUCCGUGUUGCUUUUCCCCGGACAGGGUAGUCAGUUUGUGGGAAUGGGGCGAGGGCUUUUGAAGUAUGGAAAUGUUAAAGAAAUGUUCAACGUAGCACAAAGAAUACUUGGAUACGACUUGCUUUCUCUGUGUUUAAACGGACCCGAAGAGGAACUGAUGAAAACGGUCCACUGCCAACCAGCGGUAUUCGUCACGUCACUGGCCGCCGUAGAACGACUGAACGACGAAGUACCAGCCGCUAUAGAAAAAUGUGUGGCAGCAGCAGGAUUCAGCGUAGGAGAGUUUGCAGCCUUGGUAUUCUCAGGCGCGUUGGAUUUUACAGAAGCAUUGUAUGCAGUGAAGGUACGGGCAGAGGCCAUGCAAGAGGCAUCUGAGCGGGUCCCCAGCGGUAUGUUGUCUGUGAUGGGCCGGCCUGACGCAAAGUACAACUACGCCUGCCUGCAAGCCAGAGAGCACUGCCUAUCCCUCGGGCUGCAGGACCCAGUCUGCUCCGUCGCCAACUACUUGUUCCCAGAUGGCAGGGUUAUUGCUGGACAUCAGCAGGCUCUGGAUUUCCUGCAGAAGAACUCCCGAAAGUUGGGCUUCCUGCGCGUACGGCCGCUGCCAGUGAGCGGGGCGUUCCACACCUCCCUGAUGCAGCCUGCUGUGGAGCCACUGAGGGACGUCCUGCGGAAGCUGGAGAUCGGCCGGCCGCAGAUCUCCGUCUACUCCAACGUGGACGCUAAGCGAUACAUGCACGAGACCCACGUGCGGAGGCUGUUGGUGAAGCAGCUGGUGUCUCCUGUGAAGUGGGAGCAGAUUCUGCAUGCACUGUAUGAGAGGAAGCAGGGGGAGGACUUCCCCCACACAUACGAGGUGGGCCCUGGGAAGCAGCUGGGCUCCACCCUGCAGAAGUGCAACAUGAAGGCCUUCAAGAAUUACACACACGUAGAUGUUAUUGUACCCGAGGACUGACAAGUGCCUACUGCCUGAACACACAGGCAUACAGCACAUACUGUUGUAUAUUGACUUUUUUUGGCCAGAAAAUAUCAUCUGUGGUUGGGACCUGCUUCAGUUGGUUUCUAUUUUUGAGAAAAGACACCAUUGAAGAUUUAAAUCAGCAAUUAUAUAUGCUAAUAGAGUCAGAUCCAGAAUUUAUUAAAAAUGCACAGAAAGACAGUAGAUAUUUUGCCUAUGUUAGAAAAUGGUAUACUAAGCAUACUUGAUAUAAACUUUAUAUCAAGUAUAAUAUUGUAUACUUCAGCAUCGGUUUUUUUUCCGCACGGGUGAGGUUUUUUGGACUGCUCUCUGCAAUUCAUACCACUUGUUUUUGACAGGGUUUAAGUCUGGCAGUAAAACAGUCCCAAAGCAUCAAUGAUCCGUGACCAUAUUUGGUGGUAGGUAUGAGGUGAUUUUCUUUUCAUGCCUCCCUCCUUUGAUGGCAAACAUGCCAAAGGUACAAAAAAGAAAGCUGACCAUAGUACCCCAUUCCAGUCAAAGUUACAAUGACAUCUGGAAAAGUUUAGAUACUUUAAUUUGUUGGUUCCUCUCAAUAAGGGGCCAUUCUCUCAGGCUGCAGUCAUGGUAACCACCUCCAAUUGAAUGCUUGCAACUGAGAAUUUUGAAAAUAACUGCAUGCUGUCGCCUCUUGGCAGUUAUUAUUUCAGCUUUUCCCAUUUGGUCACUUGAUGUAACAAUACACAACCACAACAAUUGCGAAUUAAUAAAAUCUUGUAAUAUGA
Messenger RNA from Conger conger (European conger), 2113 nucleotides. RefSeq names its product malonyl CoA:ACP acyltransferase (mitochondrial) (gene mcat). The record is from RefSeq and is a predicted model, not a curated record. The transcript is spliced from 4 exons. Gene Ontology annotation, molecular function: transferase activity. The coding region runs from base 180 to 1346 and encodes 388 amino acids. Lineage: Eukaryota; Metazoa; Chordata; Actinopteri; Anguilliformes; Congridae.